AUGGCGCUUCUUCAAUUCAGGGCGCCUGUCAGCUAUGAGGAUCACCAAGCGGCUUUCGAAGAGUUCCUCCAAACCUUCAAGACUUCUCCGACAUCCGCCCUCGCAAAUGCGCUGGGUGACAUGAAUAUUGACGAGGAUGAUUUCAGUGACGAGUACGAUUUUAUGGACGAUGACGAUGAGGAGGGCCGGGAUGCGCGAAGGAAAGAAAGAUCGCAGGCGAAGCAACCGAAGUUGAAGUAUGUAGAGUUGCUGCAGAAGGUCGCAGAUAGAUAUGAGGACGAGAUCACGAUUGAUCUUGAUGAUCUGGCAAAAUAUGAUGAAUUAUUAGAGCAGAGCGGUACUCCUCUGAACCUGGUAUCUUCCAUCGAGACCAAUGCGAAGCAUUAUCUGGAUAUCAUGGCAAGAGCUGUUGAUAAAGUAAUGCCAGCCCCGACAAGAGACAUCAAUUAUAAGGACGAUGUCCUCGAUGUCCUAAUGUCUCAACGAACUGCGCGGAACAAUGCAUUGAUGCGUGCGGCGGCAGAGCAACCAGACGCAGCGAUUGAACCAGAGCUUUUUCCUGCUGAACUUACUCGCCGAUAUAGCCUCAACUUUAAGCCACGAACACAAGGUGAUGAACCCAAGAAGGCAUUAGCAGUGCGUCAAGUUCGUGGAGAGCAUCUCGGCCAUUUAAUCACCGUCAGAGGAAUUACAACGAGAGUUUCGGACGUCAAGCCAACUGUGGAGGUCAAUGCAUACACCUGCGACCGCUGUGGAUGCGAAAUCUUCCAACCCGUUGGAUCCAAGACUUUUGGACCACUGAUUGAGUGCCCAUCGCAAGAUUGCAAGACCAAUCAGUCCAAGGGCCAACUUCAUCACUCGACUCGAGCCUCCAAAUUCCAGCCAUUUCAGGAGGUCAAGAUUCAAGAAUUGGCUGAACAGGUACCCGUUGGCCAUAUUCCUAGGAUGUUGACGGUCCUCUGCCAUGGGGCUCUCGUCCGCCGGAUCAACCCUGGAGAUGUCGUUGAUAUUGCUGGCAUCUUCUUGCCUACGCCCUACACCGGGUUCAAAGCAAUCAGAGCUGGUCUUCUUACAGACACCUAUCUCGAGGCUCAACAUGUCACCCAGCACAAAAAGGCUUACGAGGAUCUUGCAAUUGACAACAGAGUUUUUAGGCGUAUCGAACAAUACCGAGCGUCUGGUCACGUUUAUGAAUACCUAGCAAAGUCCAUUGCUCCGGAAAUUUAUGGUCAUUUGGAUGUCAAGAAAGCUCUACUGCUCUUGUUGGUCGGUGGUGCGACGAAACAGAUGGGAGAUGGUAUGCGAAUCAGGGGAGAUAUCAACAUCUGCUUGAUGGGCGACCCCGGUGUGGCCAAGUCUCAACUACUCAAGUACAUUACCAAAGUGGCCCCUCGUGGAGUCUACACCACAGGCCGAGGAAGCAGUGGUGUCGGUCUCACGGCAGCGGUCAUGAAAGAUCCCGUCACAGAUGAGAUGAUCCUCGAGGGCGGUGCGUUGGUCCUUGCAGACAAUGGGAUCUGCUGCAUCGAUGAAUUCGAUAAAAUGGAUGAUAGUGACCGAACCGCUAUCCACGAAGUCAUGGAACAGCAAACAAUCUCCAUCUCCAAAGCCGGAAUCUCAACAACCUUGAAUGCACGGACGUCAAUCCUUGCAGCAGCCAACCCCCUCUACGGCCGCUAUAACCCACGCAUCUCACCCGUCGAAAACAUCAACCUCCCAGCCGCUCUCCUUUCACGUUUCGACGUUCUUUUCCUAAUUCUAGACACACCUACAAGAGACAACGACGCCCUCCUCGCCCGCCAUGUAACUUACGUCCACAUGAACAACAAACACCCCGACACUGACGGUGUUGUCUUUUCGCCCAACGAAGUCCGUCAAUACGUGGCUCAAGCCCGUACUUUCAAUCCUACCCUGCCCACCCCCGUAUCAGAAUACAUCGUCAAGGCGUACGUCAAAAUGCGUGACCAACAAUCACGGGACGAGAAAAACAAAAAGCAGUUCUCUCACACCUCACCACGUACUCUCCUUGGUAUUGUACGUCUUGCUCAGGCGCUUGCCAGACUUCGAUUUUCGCAAGAGGUCGUACAGGAUGAUGUCGAUGAAGCGCUCCGUUUAAUUGAAGCUAGCAAGGAGAGUUUAUACGCGGAUCAGGAUGGGUACCGGAAAGAUAUGUCCCCCACCUCGAGAAUCUAUAAUAUGGUCAGAGCACUGGCAGAAAGUGGGCAGUGUAGGCCUGAGGAUGCGGAUGAGGAUGAUGAGGAAACGCUGGGUAUGGAGUUGAGUUUGAAGAAGGUCCAGGAGCGUGUUAUUGCAAAGGGAUUUACGAGGGACCAAUGGUUGGCUGCUUUGGAUGAGUACACGAAUCUGGAUAUCUGGCAAACGGCACGCAAUGGAACGAGACUUCUUUUUAUUGUUUCCGAAGCGGCGCACAUGGCGCGGGAUGCUGAAUAUGAAAUGGAGUAA
Molecule: messenger RNA, 2463 nt
Organism: Amorphotheca resinae ATCC 22711
Lineage: Eukaryota; Fungi; Ascomycota; Leotiomycetes; Helotiales; Amorphothecaceae
Exons: 5
Coding region: 1-2463 (820 amino acids)
Biological process (GO): DNA replication initiation; DNA strand elongation involved in DNA replication; double-strand break repair via break-induced replication
Cellular component (GO): nucleus; MCM complex
Molecular function (GO): single-stranded DNA binding; ATP hydrolysis activity; ATP binding
Source: RefSeq, a predicted model, not a curated record